Messenger RNA from Andrographis paniculata, 3158 nucleotides. RefSeq lists its product as uncharacterized. Bases 243 to 3074 code for a protein of 943 amino acids. Gene Ontology annotation, molecular function: methyltransferase activity; oxidoreductase activity. The record is from RefSeq and is a predicted model, not a curated record. NCBI's taxonomy places the organism in Eukaryota, Viridiplantae, Streptophyta, Magnoliopsida, Lamiales, Acanthaceae. The transcript is spliced from 23 exons.
CCUUAUCUUUUAGAAUGGAAAAUCCCAUUUUACAGAUAAGGAGAAACCCUUUGCGUAGUUUAACUUAGCUUCCCCCAGCCAUUAAUUCCUUCACAUUUUUCUUACACACACACACUCUCUCUCUCACUCUAUAUAUACAUAUAUAUAUAUAUAUGUUUGUCUGUGUGAGAGAGAGAAAGAGAAGAGAAAGAUUUAGAGUAAGAGUGGAGUGGAGUUUUGAAUUUGGAGUUAAUUAAUUAAGGAUGAGAGUGGCGGUGGUGGGCGGCGGCGUGAGCGGACUGGUGGCGGCGUACGCGGCGGCGGAAGGCGGGGCGGAGGUAGUGGUGUUUGAGAAGGAGGAAUACUUGGGAGGGCAUGCCAAGACCGUUACCGUUGACGGCGCCACGUCAUUGGAUCUCGGCUUCAUGGUCUUUAAUCGGGUGACAUAUCCAAACAUGAUGGAAUUGUUCGAAAGCCUCGGAGUAGAAAUGGAGCUUUCAGAUAUGUCUUUUUCAGUAAGCUUAGACAACGGUAAUGGCUACGAAUGGGGCAUCCGAAAUGCCCUCUCGGGUUUGUUUGCGCAAAAGAAGAACAUUCUUAAUCCCUACUUCUUGAAUAUGAUUCGAGAAAUUAUCACAUUCAAAUCUCAUGUCCUAAGUUAUCUCGAGGAGCUCGACAGCAAUCCCGAGAUUGGUCGCAGCGAAACGCUCGGAGACUUCAUCCGAGCUCGCGGCUAUUCCGAGUUAUUUCAGAAGGCUUAUCUUAUUCCAGUAUGUGGUUCGAUAUGGUCGUGCUCAAGCGAAGGAGUGCUCGGAUUUUCAGCGUAUUCUAUACUUUCAUUUUGUCGCAAUCACCAUUUAUUACAGCUAUUCGAUCGACCUCAAUGGCUCACUGUGAAAAACCGAUCAAAAACCUACGUCGAUAGGGUAAGAGAAGUGCUCGAGCGACGAGGUACCCAAAUAAGAUUGAGUUGCGAAGUGUUGCAUGUUUCGGCGAAUGAGGACAGUUGUUUCGUAAGAUGUAAGGAUGGGUUCGAGGACGUGUUCGAUGGCUGCAUAAUCGCUGCGCACGCUCCUGAUGCUUUGAAAAUGUUAGGGGACGAGGCGACGUUCGAUGAACGAAGAAUACUUGGUGCGUUUCGAUAUGCCUACAGUGAUAUUUACCUUCAUCGCGACGAAAGUUUGAUGCCCCGAAACCCGGCAGCGUGGAGCGCUUGGAACUUCCUCGGAUCUGUAAACGACAAAGUUUGCGUAACGUAUUGGCUCAACAUACUACAGAACAUUAGUGUUUCAGGGCAUCCUUUUCUGGUGACACUAAAUCCGCCGUCUACGCCGGAUAAAACUCUGCUUAAGUGGUCGACUGGCCACCCGAUCCCCUCUGUCGCCGCAACGAAGGCUUCCUCCGAGCUCCAUCUCAUUCAAGGAAAGAGGCGAAUAUGGUUUUGUGGAGCUUAUCAAGGUUACGGCUUUCAUGAAGAUGGAUUGAAGGCAGGUUUGCAAGCUGCAAACGGCAUUCUACGAAGAAACUUGGCGCUCCGAAAUAACCCUAAACACAUGGUACCAUCGUGGCUGGAAACCGGAGCUCGCCUACUAGUCACAAGGUUUCUCAAAAGUUUCAUCGCCACCGGUUGCAUCAUUCUACUCGAAGAUGGCGGCACCAUCUUCACAUUCCAAGGAGCGACAAAGAAGAGCCUCUUAAAAGUGUCUUUGAGGAUUCACUCCCCACUCUUCUAUUCCAAGGUUGCAAUGGAGGCGGAUUUAGGCCUCGCCGACGCCUACAUUAACGGGGAUUUCUCCUUUGUCGAUAAGAGCGAAGGUCUCCUCAAUCUUUUCAUGAUAUUUGUUGCCAACAGAGAUUUGAAAACUUCUGCCUCAGACAAUAUGAAGCGGAAGAGGGGUUGGUGGACGCCGUUGCUUCUAACAUCUGCGGUCGCCUCAGCAAAGUAUUUCUUCCAACAUGUGUCGAGACAGAACACGCUCACUCAGGCGCGCCGCAACAUCUCAAGACAUUACGACCUAAGCAACGAACUCUUCGCUUUGUUUUUAGACGAAACGAUGACAUACUCUAGCGCAAUCUUUAAGGCUCGAGGCGAAGACUUGAAGAUUGCACAGCUCCGAAAAACUUCUGUACUAAUUGAAAAGGCAAGAAUUAGUAAACAUCAUCACAUUUUGGAAAUAGGAUGUGGCUGGGGAACCUUGGCGAUCGAAGUUGCUAAACGAACCGGCUGCGACUACACGGGCAUCACCCUGUCCGAACAGCAGCUCGAAUAUGCUGAAAGAAAAGUAAAAGAAGCUGGCCUUCAGGAUCGUGUAAAGUUCAUUCUUUGCGACUAUCGCCAGCUGCCCGGUGCCAAGAAAUACGACAGGAUCAUAUCGUGUGAGAUGUUAGAAGCAGUGGGGCACGAAUUCAUGGAGAAUUUUUUCGGUUGUUGCGAGUCUGUGUUAGCAGAAGACGGUCUGCUCGUUCUUCAGUUCAUAUCGAUACCUGAUCAUAGGUACGACGAGUACAGGCAAAGUUCGGAUUUUAUUAAAGAAUACAUAUUCCCGGGAGGUUGCCUUCCUUCGCUCAGCCGAGUGACAUCUGCCAUGGCUUCUUCAUCGAGACUUUGUGUGGUGCACCUUGAAGACAUAGGAAUUCAUUACUAUCCAACUCUCCGAAUUUGGCGAGAAAAUUUCCUCAAAAAUCAACGACAAAUCCAGGACUUGGGAUUCGAUGAAAAGUUCAUCAGGACAUGGGAAUACUAUUUUGACUAUUGUGCAGCAGGAUUCAAAACAUGUACUCUUGGAAAUUAUCAGGUAAUGUUUUCUUAUCCAUUUCAUCGUAAUCUUAUCUUCUCAGAAAUCUUAGUCUCGCGGUGUCUCGAUAGAUUGUUUUCAGUCGACCGGGAAACGCGGAGAUAUUUGGCGAUCCAUACAAGCCCGUGCCGGCUGCUUAUUGACAUUCUAUUCAUGGGAAGUUUUGAAGUUAAUGAGAGCUCUACUUCCUACUCAAAUUCAAGAACACCAAAAUUUCAAUUUAUUGUAAUAAGAUCGAUCAAGAGUGUACUUGCACCUUUUGAGUUUGCAAUCUUUUCGGCAAACAAAACCUGUUUGUAAUGGCAAAUCAAACUUCCAAUAGAAGAGAAGCAAAUAAAAGGUUUUCAUAAAAAAGAAUAAAAAUUAAAGUUUUCAUUAUGUAAA